Molecule: messenger RNA, 3799 nt
Organism: Sorghum bicolor (sorghum)
Lineage: Eukaryota; Viridiplantae; Streptophyta; Magnoliopsida; Poales; Poaceae
Exons: 3
Coding region: 525-3458 (977 amino acids)
Source: RefSeq, a predicted model, not a curated record
CUCCCAUCUCCCUUCCUCGUGGCUCCUCGCACUCUUCCUGUUCCAGACCUCCGCCACCGGAGGCGCCUGCGGGUGCGCUCCUCCUGACCGAACAACCACCCCGGACUGGUUUACCGCCGUCCGCAGCAUCUGUUCACCUUCACCCCGUGUGCGCUCUCUCUCUCUCUCUCUCUCUCUCUCUCUCUCUUUCUUCUCUCUCUGCGACGACUGGGUGGGCUACCGCCGCCGACGCCGACGCCCAGGUGCCGAGGCCUUCGUCGGUCUCUUCGCUGGUGACGAGCACUGACCAGGCUGUUUCAUCAAGAAAAAUUGCUGCACUCGCAUGGUUUGCACUAACCACCUACACAGUGAUCUCUGCUUCUGACCCCACAUGCCUUAGGCUCUAUCUGCACCAAAAGAAGUGAAUUGAUUCAAGGUGUUCAUAUACUAUUUGGAUGGUUUAAGAAAGGACCUGGAAGCAUUGCGUGGCUAACAUUUUUGUCUGACAGGGAUUAAUUUUGGGAACCAAUUCGGUGAUCAGCACAAUGGAGUGCAACAGAGAAGAGGCCUUGAAGGCCAGGGAAAUUGCUGUUAAGAAGUUGGAAAACAGAGAUUUUGUUGCUGCUAAAAGGAUUGCCCUUAAAGCACAGAGGAUUUUUCCAGAGAUAGAGAACAUACCCCAGCUGUUAACUGUCUGUGAAGUACAUUGUGCAGCAGAAGCAAAAGUAAAUGGAAUGUUGGACUUUUAUGGAAUUCUCCAAGUAGAAUGGACAGCAGAUGAGGUGACCAUAAAGAAGCAGUAUCGUAAGCUUGUCCUCUCACUUCACCCUGAUAAGAACAGUUAUGCUGGUGCAGAAUCUGCUUUCAAGUUUGUUGCAGAAGCAUACUCAACUUUGGCUGAUCGAACAAAACGAUAUGCAUAUGACAUCAAAUGGAGGGCUGCUCCCAAAAUUGCACCAAAGCAGGCUAGACAACCGAAACAGGCUGCAGAACCAACUCGGGCUACACAACCAAAUCAGGAUACACAACCGAAACAGGAAACAAAACCAAAGCAUGCUGCUAAACCAACGCAGGCUACACAACCAAUGACUACAGUGCCAAUUAACAAAAAUGACGCAAAUAGAAGUAAUACAGUAGGAUAUGGACCAUCAGGUUCAACACCCACUGAUGGGUGGACAUUUUGGACCAUAUGCAUCCACUGUAAAACAAAAUAUAAGUACCAUGGCGACAUACUCAAUCGUCAGAUCCGCUGUCAGAACUGCAGGCAAAAUUUCUUUGCACACCAGAUAAGUACAGAGGAUGUGCCUUCUGCAUUCUCAUCAAAAACAGUGAAUAGUGCUGGGCAACAAGGCUGUGUUCCCACUCAACAAGGCUGUUCUACAAAUAUCUUUUCUAGAGAGAACAAAGAGGGCCCUGGGUCAAAAGGAGUUGAAUUUUCUGCAAAGAAUUCUUCUAAAGCAUCUGCACCAAAUGGGAAGGAUGGGGCAGAUGGUAGGAUGCAAACUGACUCUACUGUACCAGAUUUUGGUGACAGGAAAAACCUAGGUGGUGGGGUGGAUACAUCAGCAGAGCCAGGUGCUGCAGGAAUCCCUAGCCCACGGAGAUCUUCUAGGAGAAAGGCUUGUGUUGAUGCCAACAACAUCCUGAAUUCUCCAAAGAAAAAGAGUCGGACACUCAAAGAUUGGUUCUCAAAUGCUGCCUCCAGUUCUAAUAAAGUGGUUCAUGAUAAUGUUGCCCAUGCCGAUGGACAAGUUAGUGAACCUCAUGUGUCUAGCAAAACAGAUAAUCAAGAUAGAAGUGGUACUGUCAAUGAAGACAAUAAAAGAAAUAAUAAAAAAAAUUGUGGUCCACCUGCUGAGAAGCCUUGCAAUACUGGGAGCUUCACGUACCCCGACCCAGAAUUUUUUGACUUCGAUAAGUGCAGAGAUGUCAAACUGUUUGCAGUUGAUCAGAUAUGGGCACUUUAUGAUGACUUUGAUGCCAUGCCAAGAUUUUAUGCUAGAAUAAGACAUCUUAAUACCACCAACUUCAGAGUUAAGUACACUUGGCUGGAGCAUUCUGCAGUGAAUGAUGAUGAGGAAACAUGGACUGAUAAUAAUCUUCCUGUGGCUUGUGGGAACUUUACGUUAGGCAACACAGAGGAGUCACAAGAUCCCCUCAUGUUUUCUCACAUUGUUUCAUGGGCUAAAGGAAGAAAAAGGGGUUCUUAUGUAAUAUAUCCAAAUAAAGGUGAGGUUUGGGCUCUUUAUAAGGGCUGGAGUAUGCAGUGGGUCUCAGAUGCAGACAAUCAUAGAUCCUAUGAGUAUGAAGUGGUGGAGGUCCUUUCCAACUUCACAAUGGAAGCUGGUGUCACUGUUAUCCCCUUGGUCAAGGUUAAAGGUUUUGUGAGUCUGUUUGCACCAGCAAAGGACAAAUCAUCAUUUGUUAUAUCGUCAAGUGAACUACUUCGGUUUUCCCACAGUAUCCCAUUUUUCAGAACAGUGGGAAAUGAGAAGGUUGGUGUCCCUUGUGGAUUUCUUGAACUAGAUACCGUAUCCCUUCCUAGUAAUCUGGACGUAGCAUUUCCACCAGUUACUCUUGAUUCAUGUGUGCCUAUCAACAAAACAAUGAGCAGCGGGUUUGUUGAUUUGUCUGGCAACACUACACCUGGCCGUGGAAAUGAAGACAGCGCUCAAAAGGGAAAUCAUAGAAAUGUAGGGAAGUUGAGAAAACAAUCCCUUCAAACUCCUCAGCAACAUAAUGCCUGCCUUGCUAGCAUGUCUGGUUAUUCUGCUCCGCAAGGCUGCCCCUCCCCCACUGUUUUCACAUAUCCAGAAACAGUGUUCUACAAUUUUGAAGAAGAUCGGUCAUAUAAUAAGUUUGAACGAGGACAGAUAUGGGCUCUUUACAAUGAUUUUGAUGGCCUCCCCAAGUACUAUGGUUGGGUUACAAAAGUUGAUUUAGAUCCAUUUGGAGUGCACCUGACUUGGCUGGAAGCUUGCCCUCGAUCAGAGCAGGAGAAUAUGUGGUUAGAGCAUGAGUUACCUGUGAGCUGUGGGACAUUUAAAAUCAAGAACUGGAGGAUCAAGUAUGACACAAAUGAUUCAUUCUCUCAUGUAGUAGAAACACAAGUUGGUUCGAAGCGACAAUUUGAAAUCCACCCAGAAGUAGGGGAGAUUUGGGCGAUCUACCACAAUUGGUCACCUGGCUGGGUUCCUUCCAGCAAGGAUGCUUGUGAAUAUGCCAUUGGCGAGAUUAUUGAGCGCACUGAAGCUAGCACGAAAGUCUUAUUUCUGACACAGGUAGAUGGCUACAGAACUGUAUUCAAGCCAGACAAUGAGAGGAGUAUUCUGGAGGUGCCAACAAAAGAUGACUUGCGGUUUUCUCACCGGAUACUCUCGUUCCAUUUGACAAGAGAGAAGGGUGGCGAGCUCUAUGGCUUCUACGAGCUGGAUCCUGCUGCUAUUCCGGGUCCCUUCCUCUGUGGGGGUACCCACUGACUCGCAUUGGUUGCCCUGAAGAAACUACGGCUAAAUUACUUCCUGUCAUUGAACUGGUGAUAUUGCAUGCUCUUCCGACACACGUUAGCGUGUGGGGCAACUGCUGUUUGGGCCAAGCCUUGCUAUACCUAUACAUUCCACUUCGUAGGCCUCCUUGUGUCUUGUACUGAGCAUACCAUUUAUUUCUAAUGCUGAUGCCUGUCAAACUAUAAUCACCAUUUGGUAGUGCUGUCUGCAGCCGAGAGCAGAUGCAGAACAGCUAGAAGUUCAUUAUGUGUUCCAGGAACAUGUCGAGUCUCAAAUCCACUAAUUCAGCACUACCUAUUUUUAUUUGACGUUGA